Molecule: messenger RNA, 574 nt
Organism: Ceraceosorus bombacis
Lineage: Eukaryota; Fungi; Basidiomycota; Exobasidiomycetes; Ceraceosorales; Ceraceosoraceae
Source: the annotation of a GenBank genome assembly
UCAGAAAGGACUUGACUAUUUGUCCCUCGAGAUGUCUCUUUGCGUUCACCACUUCUUCAUGGACGCCCAUGCACGUUGCCGCAAGUGCAAUAGUCAAUCAGAAGAAAAAGCAGGCCCCCAAGGCUCGCUUGUUCCUGCUAGGUCGAGGAUCGUAGCACACGUCAAGACGCACCCAUGGGACACGGAUGGGAGGGACGGGAAAGCGUUGAUCGUGCGAACGAGGCAGAGCGUCCAUUGCCAGGAUUGCGUGUGGAUCGAAAGCAUCUGGAUGGAGCAAAGAUCGCUAUAGGUCUAGACUGCUCUCUGUUCGGUCCUGCUCGAGCUAAAUACUUGUUCAAAACCCCAUUUCAGAUUUCACCUUAUCGACAUCUGUUGAGGCUUUUCUCAUCCGUCCACGUCUAGGACGUUAUAGCACGUUAUUUGUGCACAUCCCACAACCCACCAUUCCCAUAUUGUGUUACCCUGCCCGUCGGUCAUUCUUGUAGCAAUGGACCACAUCGAAGCAGAAGCGUCGUGGCCACCGUCAAGUCUGUCUGGUCGGUUUCCCACAACCUGCACCAACGUCAUUCGAGCG